UCUCUUUUUCACGGAAAGCCAGUGGCAGGGAGGGGGCACUGAUCUUAGUAACUAUUCACCUUCUGACAUCAGAAACCUCCGAUGCAACACACAAGACUGCCGUCGCGAAAUCCCUGAUCACGAACAUGAAGCUCCUUCCCCUCCUCACAGCUGCGACCUGCUUCACGCCCCCAGCUCCCUCAUUCUUUGUACCACAAGUGAUGAAGUUUUUUUUCCAGAUCACAUGAGCCAGGAUGAAGGGGAAAAUCCUGCCAGGAACAGAGAUGGGCUGCGACCUGAACCUGAUCAAGGGGAGAUACAGACCAGUACCCUGAGAGCUAUAUAAGAAGGUGCUUGGCACAAGAGCAAACACUUUUUCAGAUGAAAGACUCCUAUGAAUCAGCCAUGCAUGUGAAUGAAGACACCGUUUCAAGGAGGCUUGGAGCCACUAACAAAACUUUUUUGUAUUUCAUCAUCGCUACCCUUGUUGUGUUACUCGUCUUUGCGUUAUCCACCAUCAUGGUCUUAGUUAUCCGGAGGACGGCAGCUGAUCCUGCCAUGGAGGGCAGCACAGAACGGAUCCGCAAAGGGAACAAUUCCGAAGACUAUUUAAGAAUCCUACAGAAUGUCCCGGCCAAGGGAGCUGCUGCGUACAUGAGAGUGUCAAAUUCAGUCAACAGCUCGAAGCUGAGCUUGACUGGGCAGAGUAUAUGUGACAACAUCCAGUGCAAGAGCGAGGAGCUGGUGAUCCGUGAAAAGGGCCUCUACCUGAUCUACUGCCACCUCAACCUCCACUUUGCCAACUGUUCCCACAGCCCCACAGACCUCAAGAUAGAGCUCCUCAUCAACGACGAAGUCAACAGGCAGACCUUAUCCACGUGGUGUGCAUCAGACUCGUGCCAAGAAAAGAAUUUUAAGACCUUGUUCCAGCUCCAUUUGACGUACUUGAACGUGGAGGACCGGAUAUCAGUAACACUCAGCCAUCCUAAAUUCCUGAAUGAAAUUCACCUUCCCAACGAUAACGUGCUCGGGGUCUUGAGGUACAGCGAUGAGAUCUGAGGAGCUUUCUGGCUCCCCACUGCUGCACAGACUUUCUCUGUCUUCCUCUGAUGACAGCAGCCUGCUUUUACUAGGCUACACCUUGUUUUAUGUUUCCUAUCUUACCUCAUCGUUAGGGUAAAUGAGGAACUUUGUGCCCCAGAACGAAAUCUUAAAACACUGCAAUACCCACAGCUGGCAGACGUCAGGUUGCUCUGGUUUGGUCAUGGUAGGGUUGCUGUUGGACAGCAGAUCCAGCAGCACAGAUGUGGCAGCGGGUUCUCCAAGCAAUGCAGUGCAAACACAGCCCGAAAUGCAACCAGAUUAUGGGAAGAGCACACAUUAUCAAGACUUCUUGGCUAACGCACUGCUGACAGAUUGCCUGUGCUCAGGAGAUGGGGAAAUCCUUUUGAUCUGAAUUUUGUGGAACAGUAUUUUGACACGGUCGUUCCAAAAAAACCUAACAACCAACGCUUGUAAUUAAGGCUUUCUUUUCAACUGGAGCAUGCAACCACAACUCUGGAGUGAGUUUAUGGAUAGAUCAUGCUAAGGAAAGAGGAAAUUGCUGACUCCCAGGCUGGUAGCUAAAACUCUGGGACAGAGUGUAGGAGACUGGGGACUCACCAAACGUUUCUGUGCUGCAUUCUGCUACAAACUUUAUGCAGUUUAGUUCCAAGUGUUUUCCUUUUCACUAUUUAUCCAUCUUCUCUAUUUAAAAUUAAGCUCUUCGGGGCAGAGCCUUUGUAUAUGCACCAUGUUCAGCCUCUGUUCUCACCUGGAACUUCUAGGCCUUUCCGUAAUUAAUAUUAAAAGAUGAUCUUCUUUGCCACGUGACAAAGGAGUUUGUUACGAUGCUUUUCCCCCAAAUUGUGCCCUGCCUGUUUGGCAGUUCCCUGGGUGACACGACAGCACAGUGCUGUGUAAACACAUCCCAACAUCUGAACUGUUGGAAAAUCCAAGAUUUAGAUCUGAGGUCCCAACUUUCCCAAGGAUGAUUUCAUAGCUGGCCAUCAGCUACAAGCUGUGGCAUUCGGACAGUCCAGAUUUCAUUUCAUAUUCUUUGAGUUAUGAGGUAAUGAAUGAUGCAAGCAACCUCAGGUCCUCGUACUCCGUGAAUUUCAGUAACACAGGCUUUUAUUUUAAAUCUGAUUUUCACCAUGAGAGAAUGUAGGAAAAAGUUGCCAAGGAUUCAGGCUUUCCUUUUCUCCCUUCAUCUCCGGGGUUCUACCGUGGCCAGUUGUUGUUGGCAUUCAGCUUUUUCCCUUUGGUCUGUUUAUCCUUCUUUUCACAUGACUAAGACUGGGUGAACUGUUUACACCUAAACUUUCAUCAUGGAUUUAGCUUAGAAAUCAGUUUCUGGCUUCCAAAACCCCGGAAGUCUUUCAUUGUUCGGGCUUAUCUGAUGAUCAGUUUGUGUGAGCAUACUCAAAAUGCUUCUCAUGGAAGUAAUUUUUUACUUGUGAUAUUUCCUGCUACAUUCUUGAGGGUUCAAUCCAUUAACCAGGUGAUUUCAAAACGCGACAAACCUUUCAAAGGGUCAGAAAUAGUCAGGCUGACUCACUGCUAUGGAUAUCUACUUUCUGUUUUGAUAAACACUGACGAAAACAAAAAUUCCUUCUGCUAUUAAUGACCAAAGGAAAAAAAAAAAAAAAAAAAAAGAAAACGAAAUUUGUGUUUUCUUUUUUCCUUUCCACAUUAAAGAAACUUAAAAGAAUCCCCAUGAUAUGUUCAUGUCAUUGUCACCUCCAUUGCCGUCACCUCACCCCUCUGGACCCCAUCAAUCUUUCCCAUCUUGGAACAGGGCUUUUAACUUCUAUCUGCCACAGCCUUGAUGAGUACCACCAAUGUCCAGAGAAGUGUCAGCAAGACUGGCAGUGAGGAGCUAUAGCUCCUGAAUAUUGAGAAGGCAACUAAUGAGUGAAAAUAUGUGUUUACUCCCUGCACUCCCACCUUUUCCUAAGUGCUUUGAAUUGAAAGAGAAAGCCCAUUCUUUAAAAAGCUAAAGGAGCUCUCUUCGUAGGAUCAUUUUAUUCUAUUAUUUUGCCAGAUGGAGAAAAUCCUGACAAAGCAGCACUAAGCCUCUCAGCUCGUGGCUUUUUAAUACUGAGGGAUAAAACUAUUUGGCCUCUACUCCAUUGCCUCUGAGAACUAAGAAUAAAUUAGAGCCAUAAAGAGGGCUCAUUAAUAGAGUGAUUUUGCCAUUGGUUGUAAAACUGUUAGAUAGCUCUCACUGAAGCGAGGCCCUGAGCCAAGCAGCAGCCUCCUUGCUUUCUGGCAUUCUCCAAGUCACUUCACUCUUUCCUCAUGUUUCCUUCUCUGAUUUCCCAGUUCUUUGGGCCAGUUUAUUUUUGACAACAACUCUCUGCUAAAAAAGUAAAUCCAGGCUGAUUCUUUGCACAAUGCCACGACUCUUCAGCAGAAUCCAUGGCAACGCUUUGGGAAAGAACCCGGUCCCAUGGUCUCAGCUUCCCACUGGCUCUGCUCACCCCAACCUGCCCUUCCCUGAGCCCUGGAAGCUCCAAGGAGUGGACAGUGACGGAUAAAACCUGAAAAUUCCUUCCCCAGUUUUCAGUUGUGGCAAAUGUGCAGCUGUGUGUGUGUGCUUCAUUGCUAAGUGGACCAGGGAGGAUGCAGCAGCAUCUCACCCUUCUCAGAAGGGAUCACACUCUUAAACUGUGUUAAACUGUAUUACUGGCUUAAUUCUGGCUGUUGUUAAGUACCGUAAGAAAUUUUAGUAGGAAACUUAAACAGAAGUCAAGCCAGUGCAAUUCACUUCCAUCCAAGCUCACCCAGGGGCAGCAAAUCAAAGUCAAAUCAUGUUUGAUACCAGAGAGUGUAGAGUUGGAACUGAACUUCCCUGAAGCUGCCAGGCUUUGAGUCCAGGAUGGACUGCACUUCAGAAGGCUCAGCAUCACCCCCUGUGGAAUUGUCCUGAACUCAAACUUAUCAGAGCUCAUAUCUGAAAAUGAGGUCAUCUGACCUCAUUCGUUUGAGGUUAUCUGACACGCAUGCGUUUGUCAGGCUGCAUGAAUGCUUACAGAGGACACGGAGAUUUGCAUUUGCUUGGCUGAUGGUUUCAUUUCAUUUUAUGUUCUUCCACAUUUCUCAGAUGGAGGAAAUUGCAGUCACUGAGGGAAGAAUCCAUCGCUGUGCUAUAAGCCAACCCAGGGGCUGUGUUCUACCCCAGAGUGAGCACUCCUCUUCUAAAGAUCCCACCUGGAUCCACACCACUGACCUUCAGCCAUGCGCCCACCUGGUUCUGUGCUCCUCUCACACACACAGAUUCCUUUGGAGAGCAAACAGCAUUCUUGAGGAGCCUCAGCCAUUGCUCUUAAACUUAUCUGCUCUUUUUCAGAAUGUUAGUCUUUGUAGUUCAAUAUUAGAAGCAAUUUAUUUUCAAGCACCCUAUCUAUUAAGGGGAGAAAGGGGCUAAUUGGCAUAAACAACCAAUUAAAAAGCAAAGUUAGUGAGGAGCCUCGCUAACUUUUGGGGACUCCUGGCUGAUGCAUCUCCUAAAAGUGGAAGUGAUGCAGUGCACGUUGGGUGUGAGGAGCAAGGGAAAGCCUCAAAGCAAAGGCAGCUUCUGUACGAGGAACAGCUGUAGAGAGCAAAUUCUGACAAGCAACCCUUGUGACAGCAUAGGUCACACGCCGUGGCCUCAAAAUCCCUUUUCAUGGUGACUGUGGGACUACUAGAACAAAACAUGAUAAACUGUGAGGAAGCAGAGUCUUGGAAAAGUGUUUUGGCUGAGUCUGUUCUGAAGCAGUGCCCCCACCCAGAUGAGCUCAUGUUUAAAAAUCCCCAGUGACCGUUUUCAAAACGGAUUCGGGGAGCUUGGAGGUUUGGGGUGGGUGAGAAUAGAGACGAACCAGAAUGGCACAGCAUACUUUCAAAUGGUUCAAGAAGUUCAAAUGGCUUCAAGGAGAGUGAAAGCCCAGAGCUCCUGACACACAAUUCCUGCAAUGGGGGCAGAGAGCCUUCAUCCCUUCUGCUCUCAGCAUUGCCUCUAGGCUGCAAGGGCUGCUCACAGGCAGCUGCUACCCUCCUCUGUUGCAAGAUGAGGAUGAUGUACGCCAUGAGUAAAUUCAUCAUGUUUUCCUGAGAUGCCAUAUCCUGCAGGAAUUAGCACACCAUUUCCCUUCAACUACAUCCACUGCAUCUAAAUUUAGGAUUACCAUUUCCCUAUACAGCUGGCUUGAAGCAAGAACUUUCGGGAGGUGAGUCACAGCACCCAAAUUAGCUGCCUAUAUUAAACACUGUCAGCUGGUGACUGAGUCUUCACUGAGUCCACUAAGCCCUGGCACUCAUCAGCUCCAGUCGAGACAACAGAAUUCAAGGAUUGUUUAAUCUGUGGCCUGAUCACUUAUGGGCACUUUCUACAGCUUCCUAUGGAGUGCAGUGAGGCUGUGAGACUCCUGGAAAGCCCAUGGCUCUCCAGCAGAGGACAGCUGUACAAACACCAAUGUCAACUGGGAAAGCUGUUGGAUGUAUGCAUGCAAGGAAGACUUUCCCACUUGGGUCGUUUCAUUCCCAGCACUGCAAAUUGCUUGGACUCAUGCAGAACUGAUAGGGGGAGAGCAACAUCUUGUAAUUAAGCACCAAUUCAGUACUAAGACUUCACAAGGAAAUUUUUAUUAAAUAGUUCCCUGUUUUUGUUGUUGUUGUUGUUGUUGUUUGUUCGUUUUAUUCUGCUUCUUCUUAUUUGCUUCUAUUUGUCAUUCUUAUAAAAAAAACGAACGGAGAAAAAGAAAUAUAAAGGAGAAGAAAAGAAAAGAAACCACAGAAAUGUGAAGAAUCUGUAUAAAACCCAGUUUGAGGAGCCAGUGAGCUCUACUGAUGCUCCGACUCCAAGGAAGUGAGUGAGCUUUGACAUAAGCAACUGUCUGAAAAGAAGUAUUUCUAAAGCUUAUGCUUAAGAGGAAGAAUAAGUUUCAUGCUUAAAAAUGAGAACAUGUGAUUUGUUUAUACUUUAUAUGAAUGUAAUUCCAGGGGCUUCAGCUGAGUUCCUCAAGCUUGACAGUGGUAGAAGAGCAGAACUUCUGCCUUUGGCAAGCAGAUUGUGUGCAGAAUAUCAGAACCUUUAUAUGUAAAGGGUAUUUUUUCAUAUAUAAGCCUGUGUUGUGAGACAGUGCAUCGGGGGCUUUAGCAAUAGACACAUGUCAGAGUAAUUGUACUGUGUCAAAUAAAAAAUAUUUUGUUAAUUAUUCCGGUUUAAAUAUUGAGGUGGGGGUGGGGAGGCAGUGUUUUCCUGAAUAAACACAUUCUGAUUCA
Messenger RNA from Phasianus colchicus (ring-necked pheasant), 6288 nucleotides. It is a transcript of the gene TNFSF8, whose product is annotated as TNF superfamily member 8. NCBI's taxonomy places the organism in Eukaryota, Metazoa, Chordata, Aves, Galliformes, Phasianidae. Gene Ontology annotation, cellular component: membrane. Gene Ontology annotation, biological process: immune response; CD8-positive, alpha-beta T cell differentiation. Gene Ontology annotation, molecular function: tumor necrosis factor receptor binding. The record is from RefSeq and is a predicted model, not a curated record.